AACAAGGAAGUUGACACAGAUUUUCCAUCAGUGUAAACAUUGUAGAUGUGGCAACACAGAGGAGCAGUCUACUCUGGAUAACAACAAUUACUGUUUUCUUUAUACCUCAACUUCAGCUCCGAUGCCAUAAUGAAGGCAGCCAGAACCAAUAUGUUGGGUGCUGCAGUGUCUAACAACAAGGUCAAGUAUUCACGUCUGGCUGCUGAUGAGGAUGGUUACAUAGACUUACAGUUCAAGAAAAGCCCACCAAAAGUCCCAUACAAGGCGAUUGCACUGGCAAUAUUCCUGUUUCUGAUUGGCUCCUUACUGAUAAUCUUCGGGGCCCUUCUUCUGGCAGGAACCAUAAAGGUCGAGCAUCCAGACCGCACCAUUCCUGUGAUCAUCAUAGGGACGCUCGUUUUCCUCCCUGGAUUUUACCAUUUGAGAAUUGCCUAUUAUGCCGCCAAGGGUUACCGGGGUUACUCCUACGAUGACAUCCCAGAUUUUGGUGACUGAACCAAACGACAGCUGCUGAUUGGUGGAGAAUCCCCUCUCUUUUUUUUGCCACACUGUGUAUCCUGAGACUGUUGCCUGCUGUUUACUUUGAGUUUCUGAAUGUAUGUAGCAAAAAAAAAAAAAAA
This is a messenger RNA of Seriola dumerili (greater amberjack), 620 nucleotides long. Its product is annotated as transmembrane protein 230-like. NCBI's taxonomy places the organism in Eukaryota, Metazoa, Chordata, Actinopteri, Carangiformes, Carangidae. The transcript has 4 exons. The record is from RefSeq and is a predicted model, not a curated record. Gene Ontology annotation, biological process: synaptic vesicle transport. Gene Ontology annotation, cellular component: synaptic vesicle; endomembrane system. Bases 130 to 495 code for a protein of 121 amino acids.